AUGGUCAUCCCAUUUUUUUCAGAAAUUAGGAAGGGACCAAAGAAAAUCUUUGCCCCACCUUCAAAGAAAUUGUGUAGUUUGACAUUCAAUAACUCUGACUCACCCAUGGAAGAGAUUCUGAGGAAAGAGACUGCAAAGACGGAUGCCAAUCUGCUAAUAGUCACACUAGAGAAGAAGGAAGAAAAAACAGCUAUCAUGAAUGGUCCAGGCAGGGCCCAUGAGAAAGAAGAAAAUGUGCAAGCCAUCAAGCCAGUAAAGAAAAGCAGAAAGGUUGGCAAGACACUUACUUCUAGAUACCCAGCUGAGAAGCAAGCAAAGGAGAAAGAAAAGGUAAAACCAAAUCUUACCAGUGAAGAAUUUGAGGAGAUAGUCAAGAUUGUACUACAGAAUUCCUGUCCAAAGAACUUGGGUCAACCUCUGACUUGGGUGCAGUGUUCCUUAUCAAACUGCAAAAAAUGGAGGAAACUUCAUCGGAACAUUGACCCUACAGUACUCCCAGAAAAUUGGUCUUGUGACCAGAAUACAGAUUUGCAGUAUAAUUGCUGUGAUAUCCCUGAGGAGACUUGGACAGAGGUUGACAGUGAGGUGGUCUAUGCCUCCUACAUUCCAGGAUCUAUCAUCUGGGCGAAACAAUAUGGCUAUCCCUGGUGGCCAGGCAUGAUAGAACCUGAUCCUGAUCUGGGCCAAUAUUUUCUUUUUCUUUCUCCUCAUGAUUCCAUGCCGUCUAAGUAUCAUGUGACAUUUUUUGGAGAAACAGUCACUCGUGCUUGGAUCCCUGUCAACAUGCUAAAGAAUUUCCAGGAGCUGUCAUGGGAGCUAUCUGGAGUGAAAAAGUAUAAAAACAAGGACUUUGCCCCAAAACUAAACUCAGCCCUGACUAUGGCUCAAGAAGCAGAAAAAGUUGGAAUUCAGGAGCGAGUUAAUACGUUUGGUUUCUGGAGCCGAUACAGUAGAUCUGACAGUGGAGAAGAAAAAGAUGUAAUGCCCUCAGGGAAUAAUAGCUUAACUUCUUCCCUGGAAAAUGAAGAGAAGAAUCAGAGGAAGCGAAGGGACAGAAAAAAUUUUUGAGCCACAUCCUGAGAUGCUGAGUCCUAACUGAUUUUCUGCCUGCGAGAUCUGCUUAUUUCUGAUACAAGGAUGUUGAAGUUUCCAGCUAUGAUAGUUAUUCAACCAUGUCAUUUAGAGUUCUAUCUUUUUUUUUUUUUUUGGUUUGUUUUGGUACUUGGACCACACCCAACUGUGCUCAGGGCAUACCUGUGACUACGCUUAGGAAUUACUUCUGGCAGGCUUGGGGGAUCUUGUUGGGUGCUGGGGAUCAAACCUGGGGUGAUCUAUGUAAGGCAAAUGCCCUACACAUUGUACUAUAACUCAUUAA
Suncus etruscus (white-toothed pygmy shrew) is the source of this 1375-nucleotide messenger RNA. It is a transcript of the gene ZCWPW1, whose product is annotated as zinc finger CW-type and PWWP domain containing 1. The record is from RefSeq and is a predicted model, not a curated record. Gene Ontology annotation, cellular component: nucleus. Gene Ontology annotation, molecular function: zinc ion binding. NCBI's taxonomy places the organism in Eukaryota, Metazoa, Chordata, Mammalia, Eulipotyphla, Soricidae. The transcript has 10 exons. Bases 1 to 1068 code for a protein of 355 amino acids.